Messenger RNA from Erigeron canadensis, 1165 nucleotides. Its product is annotated as palmitoyl-acyl carrier protein thioesterase, chloroplastic-like. Gene Ontology annotation, molecular function: acyl carrier activity; fatty acyl-[ACP] hydrolase activity. Bases 1 to 1158 code for a protein of 385 amino acids. Gene Ontology annotation, biological process: fatty acid biosynthetic process. The transcript is spliced from 6 exons. Lineage: Eukaryota; Viridiplantae; Streptophyta; Magnoliopsida; Asterales; Asteraceae. The record is from RefSeq and is a predicted model, not a curated record.
AUGGCAUCAUCAAACCACAUUCAUCUUGUACAAGGCUAUUAUUCACAAAACAAGGGUCAUAAUGUUCAAUAUACUUCAAAAAAGAUCAAUAUUUUCAAGGUGGGUAAUUUAUUGGCCCCGGGUUGGAAAAACGCAAAGAUAUUGAGGGCGCAAUCAUUUACGGUGAAGGCAAACAUUGAUAAAGGGGUGGAAACGGUGAAUGGGAAGAAGGUGAAUGGGGUGCAUUUAGGACAUGAUCUAGGUCGUAUUAGUAAAGAUUGUAGGUUUGACGAACCCAAUGAUCGCGGGGUUCUUUUAGGUAGGUUUGUGGAGAAUCGAUAUGUUUAUCGACAGACUUUUGCUAUUAGAUCUUAUGAAAUCGGACCUGAUAAAACCGCCACCAUGGAAACAUUGAUGAAUCUAUUACAGGAAACGGCUCUGAAUCACGUCACAAGUGCCGGUUUGGCAGGAGAUGGAUUCGGUGCCACUCAUGAAAUGAGUCUCCGGAAACUGAUAUGGGUGGUCACACGGAUCCAUGUUCAAGUCGAAAAAUAUAGUUCAUGGGGAGAUGUAAUCGAGAUUGAUACGUGGGUAGAUGCAGCUGGUAAAAAUGGAAUGAGAAGAGACUGGAUUAUUCGUGAUUUCGUGUCCCAGAAAAUUAUAACUAGAGCCACAAGUACAUGGGUAAUCAUGAACAGAGAAACAAGGAAGUUAUCCAAGAUCCCAGAUGAAGUUAGAAACGAAGUGACACCGUUUUAUCUGAGUAGAGAUGCAAUUCCUACUGAAUAUAUUGAUCACGAAAAGAUCAAAAAACUUACGGAUGAAACUGCUGCAAAAAUUCGGCCCAGUAUAGCUCCAAGUUGGAGCGACAUGGAUGCCAAUCAACAUGUAAAUAAUGUAAAGUACAUUGGCUGGAUUUUGGAGAGUGUACCAAUGCAAGUGUUAGAAAAGUACAACAUGGGUAGCUUAACACUGGAAUACAGAAGGGAAUGUCGACAAUCUGAUAUGCUCGAUUCUUUAACAAGUAUGAAAACAAGCCUUUAUGAAGAUAACAACAUUAGUCGUGCGACUUCUAAUGUAUCCGGCACAACAAAUUUGGAAUGUACACAUUUGCUUAGAAUGCAAGAUGAUGAAGCCGAAAUUGUUAGAGCAAGAACAGUAUGGAUUUCAAAGCAUUGAGAUUAUA